Messenger RNA from Alternaria rosae, 998 nucleotides. RefSeq lists its product as uncharacterized. The transcript has a single exon. The record is from RefSeq and is a predicted model, not a curated record. Bases 23 to 766 code for a protein of 247 amino acids. Lineage: Eukaryota; Fungi; Ascomycota; Dothideomycetes; Pleosporales; Pleosporaceae. Gene Ontology annotation, biological process: mitochondrial respiratory chain complex II assembly. Gene Ontology annotation, cellular component: mitochondrion.
UUCAGAUUUCUAGAAUGCUGUGAUGCAUGUCUACGAUCUACGAAAAUGCGACCUCCGUUGCCACUGCAAGGCUCCGAUUGGCCCCGUCAAGCCGCGGCCCAGAUCGACAGUCAAGAAAGUCGUCUUCGCCAUCGAGUCACAAACAGCUUUCACUUCACACAUUACAUACCUCAUACAGCCCACAUACCUCACAACAGACCGGUUACCUAUACAAUCCUCCACCAUGGCCGCCACAAUGCGCACCAUGACACGUCUCCCGCGCCAGCUCUCCCGCCGCACCUUCAGCAUCUCCACCCGACACGCGCAAGCACCUUUCGGCUCCGGCCCAGCACCACCCCGCCUACCCAAAGAAGACCAGGAAAUCUUCGAAAAGCUGCAAAAACAAAGCACCGGCGCCUUCAGCACCCCCAAAGACAUCGAAACACCCACCUCCACUCCCAAUAUCCGCAUGCGCAUCAACCAGUCGCCGGAUUCUUCUCCUACACCCGCGUCUCCUGCAUCGGCGUCACGACCCCAGAUAAAUCAGUCGCCUGAUUCGGCUUCGGAAGGUAGUGAAGGUCCGGAAAUCAGGUUCGAGAAUGGUAAACAGAUUAAGAAGGGAGAGGAGUUCCAUCCUAAUAUGAGGAGAGGGGCGCCACCGGAGUUUGAGGGCGAUGUCAAUCCCAAGACGGGAGAGGUGGGCGGACCGAAGAAUGAACCGCUUAGGUGGGGGAGCACGGGGAAGACGGGGGAUUGGAGCUAUAAUGGGAGGGUGACUGAUUUUUGAGGGGAAGACGCGAGCAGGCUCCAGGGUAUGCUAGUGUGGAGGUUUGAGACUACACGAUGGAUGUGAGUCUAUUGUUCAAAGACAUGUAAACGAGGGCACAUAGAUGAGGUGGAUAUGUAGAUAGUGGGAGGAGUGAGUGAACAUGGACUUUCGUGGCGCAUGUCCCAUGGAAGAUAGACAAGAAGACAUCAAAGACCAAUGGUAUAAUGCACAUGACUAUGUACCCUCCGGA